AUGUCGUCCUACGGGCAACUGCUCAGUGCCCGCUGUGCUUCGCCUUGCGAGGUGACCUGUAGCCAGCCCUACGUGGAUGCCUGCAGCGAGCCCUGCGUGGCCGCCUGCGGCGAUUCCCGAGCCAUCGUCUACGCCCCACCCGUGGUCGUGACAUUCCCGGGGCCCAUCAUCAGCUCCUGCCCCACGGAGAGCAUCGUCGGCUCGUCCAUCCCCGAAAUCGGCGGGGGAAUGGGGUCUGGAGGGGGUGGGAUGGGGUCUGGAGGGGGUGGGAUGGGGUCCGGAGGUGGAGGGAUGGGAUCGGGAUGGGGGUCUGGAGGAGGAGGGAUGGGGUCUGGAGGAAUGGGCUCCUCCUGCGGGGGAGGCGGCUCCCACGGGAUGGGGUCGGGGGGCUCCUGCGGGGGAAUGGGAGGGGGCUCCUCCUGCGGGGGUGGGAUGUCGCGGCUGGCGAGCCUCUACCGCGGCUCCUACUUCUCCGGCUACGGUAGGAAUUAUUAUCCCUAUUCUUCCCGAGGGUACUACAGGUAUCGCUACGGGAACUACGGGCCUUUUUAA
Molecule: messenger RNA, 552 nt
Organism: Sturnus vulgaris (Common starling)
Lineage: Eukaryota; Metazoa; Chordata; Aves; Passeriformes; Sturnidae
Source: RefSeq, a predicted model, not a curated record